This is a messenger RNA of Etheostoma cragini (Arkansas darter), 359 nucleotides long. Its product is annotated as visual system homeobox 1-like. NCBI's taxonomy places the organism in Eukaryota, Metazoa, Chordata, Actinopteri, Perciformes, Percidae. The transcript has 2 exons. The record is from RefSeq and is a predicted model, not a curated record. Gene Ontology annotation, molecular function: DNA-binding transcription factor activity, RNA polymerase II-specific; sequence-specific double-stranded DNA binding. The coding region runs from base 86 to 331 and encodes 81 amino acids. Gene Ontology annotation, cellular component: nucleus. Gene Ontology annotation, biological process: regulation of transcription by RNA polymerase II.
CAGGACGGUGUUUACGUCCCACCAGCUGGAGGAGCUGGAGAAAGCGUUCCACGAGGCUCAUUACCCCGACGUCUACGCCAGAGAGAUGCUCGCCAUGAAGACCGAGCUCCCCGAGGACCGCAUACAGGUGUGGUUCCAGAACCGGCGGGCGAAGUGGCGUAAGCGUGAGAAGUGCUGGGGCCGCAGCAGCGUGAUGGCGGAGUACGGCCUGUACGGCGCCAUGGUGCGCCACUCCAUCCCGCUGCCGGAGUCCAUCCUCAACUCAGCCAAGAACGGCAUGAUGGGGUCCUGCGCACCCUGGCUGCUCGGUGAGCCGCAUACACGUCAGUAACACACACACACACACACACACACACACA